AUGUCUGGCUUUCAGUUUAAAAAGAAAAUGUUGAUCCUAUUUUGCGCAGCUCUCGUGUUCACGGUUGGACGAUGCACAGACGACCAGUAUUUUGCAACAAAGACUGUUGCUGCUGGAGAAGAUGUGACUCUAACAUGUAGUCGCUCCAAAACUGGAGGAUUGUUAUUCUGGAAGAGAGUUGUAGCUGGAAAGUUGCCCGAAGUCUUAGGAGCGACUUACACUUUUGAUCAUCCCGCUAUUAACCAGACUCCUCACUUCACUGCAAAACAAGGGAAUGGAACAUAUGUUCUCCACAUUAAACAAACAAAGCUGAGUGAUACUGCCUUUUACUACUGUGAACAAAUACUUGAACUACAAAUAACCUUUUUGAAUGUUACUCUUCUGAUAGUCAAAGGACCUGAACUUGACAUCACUGCUGUCAUUCAAGACUUUCCACCUGAUCCAGUCCAUCCAGGAGACUCUGUGUCUCUGCAGUGUUCAGUCCUCUCUGCCUCCGAGAAUCAGACGUGUUCAGAAGGUCACAGUGUGUUCUGGUUCAGAGCUGGAUCAGAUGAGUCUCAUCUCAGUCUGAUUCGUGUUCAUAGAAACAGAGGCGAUGAAUGUGAGAGUCCUGAGGAUCGUGCUCCACAGAAAUGUGUCUACAACUUCAACAGCUUCUCUGAUGUUGGAAAGUACCACUGUGCAGUGGCAACAUGUGGGCAGAUCAUUUUUGGAGAGGAAACAAAGCAGGAGAUUAAUGAUUGA
Mugil cephalus (flathead mullet) is the source of this 744-nucleotide messenger RNA. RefSeq lists its product as uncharacterized. The record is from RefSeq and is a predicted model, not a curated record. NCBI's taxonomy places the organism in Eukaryota, Metazoa, Chordata, Actinopteri, Mugiliformes, Mugilidae. The coding region runs from base 1 to 744 and encodes 247 amino acids. The transcript has 5 exons. Gene Ontology annotation, biological process: response to bacterium.